Mya arenaria is the source of this 9335-nucleotide messenger RNA. RefSeq names its product solute carrier organic anion transporter family member 5A1-like. The record is from RefSeq and is a predicted model, not a curated record. The transcript has 13 exons. Gene Ontology annotation, molecular function: protein binding. Bases 356 to 2812 code for a protein of 818 amino acids. NCBI's taxonomy places the organism in Eukaryota, Metazoa, Mollusca, Bivalvia, Myida, Myidae. Gene Ontology annotation, cellular component: membrane. Gene Ontology annotation, biological process: sodium-independent organic anion transport; transmembrane transport.
AGUAAAUUGUCGUUUAGUCUAUUUUUGACAAACCAUACGUCUAAAUAAGGCAUACAUUACCAUUAUGGUGUCGUUAUUAAUUAUAAGGUAACGUAUGCUGUGUUAAUUGUUUUGGAUAGAUUCGGUAAAUGAACAGCUGUUUAAAUUACUUAAGGUAGUUUGUGAUGUUUUUUGGUCCGGACAAGAUAACGUAUAUUGGAAUAUGUAAAAAUAGUGUUGACAGAAUGAGGAGAGUUGCUAGAGGUCAGAAGGUCAAGGUCAUUUCAUAGAGCUUAAUGUCCAAAGGUCAUCAAGGACAUCUGAUAGGCUACCAAUAAUUUAAACCGAAAAUACCGUGACAUACUAUCUUGAAACCAUGGCAAAGCGUCCAGACCACAUCAACCUUAGCUGCAAGGCCAAGGUCGCCUUUUCCCCUCUCUCUGAAGGAUCUGUGACUCCUGGGGGUCAAAGUCUGGGUCAAAGGUCAUUAGGUGUGGAAAGUUCAACGAGUGGGUACUCAGUGAGUAGUGGAUCCAAGUUAAUCAAAGGUCUGACAGAGCGAGAUCUGAUCAUCGAGGAACAACUGUGCCAAAUUAAUAUUCCUUCAGAUGAAAGGCAGUGUGGAAUUGGCAGAUUUAGACCAAAAUGUAUCCAAGGUUGCGCCAGUAUCAAAUUGUUCGUCGUCAUGAUGUGUGUACUGAUUACAAUGUCUGGGACUCUUUCAACAGGUUAUCUUAACAGUGUGAUAACCACCAUAGAAAAAAGAUUCGAACUCGGUAGUACCAUAUCCGGCUUAAUCGCAGCGUCAUACGAAUUUGGGAGUCUCGUUACUGUUGUUUUUAUCUCAUACUUUGGUGGACGUCGCCAUAUUCCGCGAUGGAUCGGGAAAGGCGUUAUCAUGAUGGGCUGCGGUGCUUUGCUGUUUGCUCUGCCACAUAUCAUAGCAAAAAAGUACACAGUGCAUCAGGGUAUAAUAUCAAACAGUACAGAUGAAAAUAUAUGUAAAAUCGUUGAUGGGAAAAAAUCAGAUGAAAACUGCCUGGAUAAAAAUGCGGGGAAUUUGUCAUACGUCUUGAUAUUAAUCAUUGCGCAAAUUUUAAUCGGCACUGGCGGUACACCAAUAUUCACACUUGGGACGACAUAUAUCGACAACCAUGUGUCGAAAGACAAAUCUCCUGUUUACCUUGCCUUUACCUAUGCGACAGGAGCCCUUGGACCAGUUGUGGGUUACGCGCUGGGUGCGUUACUUCUCCAGUUCUAUGUUGACGUAUUCAGCUACAAGGUGCACCUGUCGCCCGCCCACCCUCGCUGGAUCGGAGCAUGGUGGGGCGGCUUCAUCAUCUGCGGAUUUGUCCUGUUCUGUAUCGCCAUUCCAUUCCUGAUGUUCCCACAGGUUUUGAUAGAGGAGAAGCGAAAGGUUUUGGAGAAAAAAGCCCGUGAGGAUCUACUAAGUCCAGAAACAAAUGAAACCACCUCACAGAUAGUGGACUAUGGCAAAGAUGCUAAAGAUAUCCCGAAGUCAAUCCUGCGGUUGUUGAAAAACAAGAUCUACCUGGUGACCAGUUUUGGAAUUUGCUGCGAGAUUUCCAUCGUUAGCGGUUUUGUUGUCUUCCUACCGAAAUAUAUUGAGACUCAAUUUGGGACAUCGAAAUCAGAAGCAUCGCUGUUCACAGGUGGUAUAGCCAUCCCAGGUGCUGUGUUUGGUGUCCUCAUGGGUGGCUUUCUGCUGAAACGCUUCCAGAUGGGGCCUAAAGGGGCAAUUCAGCUGACCAUUUUUCUUGAUGCUCUAGCCUUGAUUGGCUGCGGGUUUUUCUUCUUUCUUGGAUGUGAUAACCUGAAAAUGGCAGGUGCAACUUUCCCGUACUUCAACAGUUCCGGCUACAACCUUGUGGAAGAUUUUGAAUUUGAAGCUAACCUGACCUCCUCCUGUAACAUGCUUUGUGACUGCUCGAACAACAACCUUGAGCCGAUAUGUGGGAUUAACGGGCUGACCUACUUCUCCCCGUGUCAUGCUGGUUGUACGCAGUUUAAUAACAACAACCUCGAACCAAACCAGUAUACCAUGAACUUCACCGCCUGUUCCUGCAUCCUUGGCGACCACCUGCGUUCCGAGGUUAUCAUGUCUCCUGUAGCAACGAGCGGCCCAUGUAAAUCAACGUGUCAAAACCUCCUGCCAUUCCUAAUCCUGCUCGUGUUCAUGACCUUCUGUGUGGCGGGAACACAGAUGCCCAUCGUUAUGGUUACACUCAGGUCUGUGAGAGAUGAAGAGCGGUGCUUUGCCCUGGGGAUGCAGUUUGUGAUAUUACGCCUCUUUGCCUACAUCCCUGCGCCGAUGGUGUUUGGCCACAUUAUAGACACAGCUUGCCUGUUAUGGAAACAGAAGUGCGGAGAUAACGGCUCGUGUCUCAUCUAUAACAUUGAAAUGUUCCGAUAUAGAUAUGUGGGAACGUCAGCCGUGUUGAAGAUUGUCGGAGGAACAUUGUUCACCAUUGUGUGGUUCAUGUUUCGUCAGAAAAACCAACGCGAGAAAGAACGUCAAUUGAAAGGAUUGUCGGUGACUGAAAUGAUGAAUUCUGUGACAUCAAUCAACAAACUAAACCUAUCAUCAAAAUCUACAGCAUCAGGCAAAUUGCCAUGUGACCAAGCUUCUGAUGACUCGGAUCAGGAGGAAAAUUACAAUCUUCCAGAGGACACAGAUCUUGAUCAAGCUUCCAAGCCUGAAAAAGACACAGAUUUAGCAGAAGCUGAUUUUGUGUUUGACCAUGAAGGUAGUUUGGAAAUUCAGCCAGGAAUGUCAUAUCAAAAAGUUGACACACAUGAAUCAGAGCUUUAGUAAUCCUUGUAAGUUAUUGUCAUAUCUCAUAUUAACAGCAUUUGAACAUUUGUAAAUAUUUUGUGUAAUAAUCUGGCAUUCUCAGUAUAAAUUUUAGAUGUGUUUAAAUGGAUUUGAAAUGAUAAAAACGAAAAAUAUUCUAAUGAAUAUCAUACAAUUUUGAUAAUUAACUUAAAUAUAAAAAAUUCUUGAUAAUUGAUGACAAUUCAAAGCACAGAAUGUGAUGAAUUAUGAUUAUGUAUAUUUUGCUGUAAUUUUUGUAAUUUACCUUAUGGUGUCAUUUGAUUUAAGAGUUGAAUCUUUAUUUUUAUGUGCACAUGCAGAAUCAAAAAUUGUGCGCAAUCUUGCAUUUUCAGUUAGCAUGCAUCCUUUAGGUGGGAAAGUUUUCCGGCAUAUACCCCAUAGGGGACGUAUUUUCAAAUCGUGCAAAUCAGUUGAGAUUUUUAGAGGGGCGGAAGGGGGAUAUGACCCAACUUCUCCAAAUUUCGAUCGUUAUUUGCCAAGUUCAAUGUCUUAUUUCAUUUUAGCAAUCAAGCAUUUGCUCGCUUUAGUAAAUGCGCAUUUUUAUUUCAUCUAAAGAGAUAACACCCAGGCCCCCCCUAGUAAACUAUUUCUGUUUUUUCAAAAUUUUCAACUUUCACCCAUGAUCCUUUGUUGUUGUUUUUAGAAAAUCACAAAAUUGGUCAGUAUUGUAUGUGCACAUAGAAAAUAGGAAUCAAUCCUUAUAUACUGUUAUAUUAUUUUAAUUGUCUUGAUUUUUUUUUUACAACGUCAAUUUUUUAAAUUCAGGAAAUGAAUCGUUUCUGUGUUUUAUGUCUGUUGAAAAGAAUAUAGAAACUUGAAUAAGCAAUCGGAGUGAAGCAAGAAAGUAAAAUACAGACUUCACAACGCCAUGCAAUUUAAAUUUAAAAAAAAUCAUAAUAUAUAUAUAUAUAUAUAUAUGUUAGUUCUUUCAAUAGAGAAAUUAUUAUUAGUUAUAAUUUUUCUUCAUUGUUUUAAUGCAACCAGAUUAUUUCUACUGUACAUAAUGUAUACUUGAAUAAAUGAUAUAUAUAACAUGUAACAAAAUAUUCCCCAAAACAGCAUUUUAGGUUUUAUCAUUAUAGUUCUGAAUAGUUUUGUUUCACAAGGUUUUAAUGUUUUAUGUGUAUAUUUAUGUACAUAAUUUAUCCAUGUGAUCCGAAAUGUUUCCUUUGUGGACCAGCGUUAUAUGUCAUUAAUCUGUUGUAGUGUAAUUGUUAUUUAAACUCCUCUUGCCACAAUUUCUCGAAACUUCUCAAGUCUAACAAGCUAUUAUUUAUCUAAAAUUUUGACAUUUUUUUAAUUAAACUUAUUUUUAUUGAAAAAAGUACUGUAUCUUGACUAUAAGACAGAUAAUAAAUGUCAAUAAAAUGACUAAAAUAACUUUAAGAAAUAAGGCCUAAAAAUAAUUUUGGCUCAGGUACAUGUGAUCCAACCUUACCUACGAAAUAGGUGCCGACCCUACCGUUUUUAUGUUCAGUUUUCGUAAAGUGUGUGUUUUAAUAUGUUGAUAAAAAUCUUGACAGCUUUAUACAGAAAAUUAUUUAACACAAUUCUCCAAUGAUAACAAUAACGUUCUUACAUAAAAUCUAAAAAAAUAAAUAAAGCUUACGUACCCUACCUUUUUUUUAAAAGGUUGUAACCCUAACCAAACCAAUUUUUUUCCCUUAGUGUAACCUAAGUUGGCUAAAUCCUGUCAUAGCAGACUUAAGCAGUUUCGAGAAAUUGGCCCCUGUUUUGUAAAGAAAAAAAGUCCAUAAAUGUCAGUGUCUUUGGGGUCUACAUUGUAGUGCAUGUUGCAAGAAACACAAUACACAUAUGCAUAGGAAGGCCCACAACUCUGGCUGUAUUAAUUGCUGGGUGGUGCCCCUUUUUUAUUGAAAGCCAACAGACGAGGGUUGGCAUUUGCUCCGCGGUGCUUUUACUUUUGUAAAUAAUAAUAAAUGAUAUUGGUUGAAAAUGAAAAAAAUAUAAGUCAUAUCAUGGUUUCAACAUUUCUUAUAAGGUUUUGCCAUAAAGAUUGAUGACGGUUUAUGGUUAUCUAAUUAUGAAAAUUUUAUUAAAUGGCAACUCAAAAUGUAUCAUGUCAAAAGGGCUUUAAUAUUGAAACCUUAAGUUUCCAUCCUAUUGUUGAAGUAAGUCUUAAACCAUUAUUGUACAUAAUUCAUAGUUAAUUUAUUCAUGAACAGAAAUGCAAAGUUGGACAAAAAUCCCCCUCAACCCCCCAUCACCACCAAUGUUUGCAUAGAUGGGCAAAAAAUUAGUUUUAUUUUGUCCGGAGAUACAUUGUUCUUACCUCUUUUCCAAAACCAUCCUGAUUGUGUUCAAGAUGAUGUAAAUAUUGUAAUGACCUGGAUUUUGUUCCUUCAAAAUGAUGUUGUUAUUGGAUAACAUGAUUUGUCAAUGUAAUCAUUUUCAUCUACUUUUUGAAAAGAGUACCUCAGAAGUUUUGCCUAGAGCACCAUUAUAUCAAUUGAUAAAAGUCUUCCAUUCACAAUUAAACAUAAUAUAAUAAUAAUAAAUGCUGUUUUAGAUUGAUUUUUUUAUGAAAUAUUAUCACUCAUCCGCAUGUAUAUUUCAAUUUUGAAGGCAUUACUAAGUAAACUGGUACACUGUAUCUGCCAGAGCUGACAACAUCUUGGUUUAACUUUGAGGUCCUUUUUCCAAAAUAACAGAAAUUUGCUGAGAAUUUCUGAUCAAUGUUUUGUAUUUUAAGGUUGGACAGAAAGUUGAAUUUACAAUUAAAUAUAUUUAUAUAAAUAUAACUUUAAUAUUUAACUGAGUUUAUACAAAUUUCUGUUAAAAUCUUUUUAUAGUCUUGGAGUGUGAUAAUUUGUGAACAUAUCAUGUUUUAACAUGAAUAUUCUGUUAAAUUAAUGAAGAAACUCUGGUUAAGGUUUUGCAAGUAAUUUAAGUUUACAGUGAUCCAUGCAUGAUUCACCAAGACUCGGAAUAGUCAAGUGCGCUGUCUCUGUGACAAGUCUUGUUUCUUUGGAUGUUUUUGAAACCAAAAUUUGAAGUUUAUUUUUUGCCUCUUUUUCAUGAAAUCUAUGUAUGUAUGGUUAAUAAUGGCUAACAUUUAAGACACACAACUUGUAUAUCUGUAUAAAAUCAAGAAUUGUAUCGUUAGUGUGUAGCAUAAAUCAAAAUAUAUAAAUCUGUACAGAUAUGUUAUGUUUUAUAUAGUCCAGUUUUUACAUUGUUGAAAAUAUAGACUGUGAUCAUAGUUUUAUAAUCAUAUGCAUCGUAUUUCGCUUGUUUAAGCAUUGUUUUUUCUCGUUUAAGCAUGGUAUUUUGCUCGUUCAAGCAUGGUAUUUUGCUCAUUUAAGCAUUGUACUUGGCUGGUUAAGCAUUGUGCUUGGCACAUUUAAGAAUUGUUCUUCGCUCAUUCACGCAUUCUAUAUCUUUUGUUCAUAUAAGCAUUGUUCUUGUACUCUGUAUAAACGUGAAUAAUCUGUAUAGUGUUUUGCUAAAAAGGCAUAAAAACAAUGAAAUCUAAACAAACUGUUGAAUAUAAUCAAAGUUAUUGAAAUGCUGUUCAAUAUUGAGUCUGAUAUUAACUUUGUUUAGAUAUAAAAUUAUGUUCAAGGUUAUCUAUACUCUAGUCAAAUUCUUUCUGUAUUUGGACAAAACUGUUAUACUGUCUUUUUUGUUCUCAGAUUCAAUCUUAAAUCUUAAAAAAAGAGCUUUUCUAUAGAUAAAGUGGUUUUAAACUCUUAUAUUUGAAUGAAAAAGGCUGGAGAAUUGUGAAAGCAUUGUCGCUAGCACUGUUAAUAUGCAAAAAACUUCAAACCUGGCCAUAACUAAAAAAGCGUUUGAGAUAUUCAACUGAAACCUGGAACACAUGUUGCCAGAGGCAGUUGGCACAUAUAUAGCAAGGUUUAAAACUCUGGCUUUGAUAAUUCUUAAGUAACGGAUGCCCUUAUUUCGACAGAAAAAUUGGAACAGAUUGGAAUAGUUAACUUUGCCGUACUCUUGUUCAAAUUACAGACAUACAUGUUAAAAUUAAUUUAUUCCAUCUCAUUCUAAUUCUGUCUUUCAUUUAUUCCUAUACAAACUCAUGAAAAGCAAUGUUAUAUAAUUCUUCAUUAAUUCUGCCAUUUAAUUUACAAUGGGCCUACGUUUUACUUUUUGCUGAGAUAUAAACAAAACUUAUUUCAUAUAUUUUAUUGUCUGCAUUUGCUUUUUUCACAUAUAAAGUCAUUCCUUUUGCCUGAAUAUUAAUUAUUUCGGGUUUGAAAAUAAUUUGGAUAUCUUUUAUGAAGUAACCAGUGCCUGUAUUGAUUAAAGUUACUUUUUUAACUUAAGUCCAUUUUCUUUAUUUUUCAUAGUGUUUUUAAAGGGACUAGACACCAGAUGAUACAAAUGAAAGAAAAAAGAAAAUUGUAAAAAACUUACAUGAAAUUGACAUGGUUGUGAACAAUGCAUUGAAUCCUACUUACGGAUGUAUCACAUCGCUUACGACAUUUGAGUCUUUCGCAGUUUUUGCACAUUUUUUCAAUUCAAAAUUUACUCGGAUUCUCUACCAUGUAAAUACCAGUUAGUUUAAAAAUAGCGUCGGUAUAUGUAUUUUUACUCAUAAACAGAUAUGUUUAAACUGGAAAAUCAUAAUGUGCUAAUUUUAAACGGUCCGCAACAUGUUGCGCUCAUUAUUUUAAUCAUGUAGCUCGCAUUGACAAUUCUAGGCUUGGGGAAAUACUGUAUUUGCCGAUUUUUGGGUCAUCUGGUGUCUAGUCCCUUUAACAUAAAAGUAUCUUUUUCAAUUUAACAAACCAAUGAAAAUAACAUAUUUCAGAUACCAUUAAGUCAUUAUAUCAUAUGAUAAUUGAAAUUCAUAUUUUUAGAAAAUGACUUAAGUUAGAAAAUGACUUGAUAUGUUUUAUGAAUUAUAAAAUUGAUAUAUUUUAUCUCCAAAAACAUUUUUCCCCCAAUGCAUUUGCAUUUUGUUACCAUUUUGGUCAUGUUUACAAUUUAAUCAUGUUUUAAAUUGGGCAGGUCCCAGUGUACACAAUGUGUGUUCAUCUCAUUAAAGAGUUGUUGUUUGCUGUUUUAAAAAAGAUUGUAGUGUAGUCUUUGUCGGUUACACAUGAUAUGCACUCGACAAUAGGAACUGGCACGUUGUUUGGUCUGAAAUGACAUUAUUUUGGACUAGAUUAUAUGUUGGUCUUCUUGGCUUGGUCUGUGCCACAUAGUUUUAAUAAAAAAUAUAAAUAGGUUUAACAUAGUUUUGAACAAAAAUAUAAAUAGGUUUCAAAUAGUUUUGGACAAAAUAUAAAUGGGUUUUUACAUUGUUUUUAGGCAAAAAUAUAAUUGGGUUUUUACACAGUUUUGGACAAAAAUAUAAAGGGGUUCUUGUGACUUGGUCUUUGGCGCAUAGUUUUGAACAAAACUACAAAUGGGUUACUUGGUAUUUAAAAUGUUAAUGGGAGUUUGUGACUAGAUCUUUGCUUGAAACUGUUUCUUUUGUUAUUGUUUGACCCACAAAAUAGCCAAAUUCUUGUGAUUUACACUGUGCUUUCAUCAUGUAUUUGUGUAGAGUGUGUAUUGUGUGUGCCGACACUGUAGUGUAGCCUUUUUAUAGAAAAAAAUAGAUAAGUAUGUCUGUAUUGCUUUUAUGUUUUAAGGUACAUUCUGUCAAUCAUUGACUAAUGACAAUAAGAGAUAGAAUAUACACAUUUAAAGCUGGUAAAUAUAAAAUGAAUUAUAUCAUAUAUGUUCCAAUUUGCACACAAAAGAAAGCAGCUGAAAACAAUAAGCUUAUCUGCAUUUGACUUUUCUCAGUGGUUUGUAUUAUGUGUCUUGUGUAAACAAAGAAUACCUACAUAGCAGAUAGCUGGCUUGCAAUCAGACAAAAUGUACCUUGAAGCAUGUCAUUCGAAUUCAUGUUUUUUGUGCUAUUACAAAAUACUCCCAUUUUGUUUCCCAUGAACAUUAAUUAGUGUAUAUAAUGAGUCUGACAUCUCUUUUCUUAGGAAAAUGAGUCUGACAUCUUGUCUUUUCUUAGUUAAUGAGUCUGACAUCUUGGCUAUUUUUUGUUAAUAAGUCCUGUAUCCUUUCUUAGUUAAUGAGCUUAAGAUUUUGGCUUUUCUUGAUUUACAUGAAGUAUUGAAAUGUUAGAAAUGAGUUUCGUUUCUGGCAUAUGAUGAUUAUAAAUGUUUGUAAGAGUAUGUUUAUGUCAAUAAAGACUCUUUUAGAAAGCAAAAAGUGGCUUCUGUUCACAGCACUCUAGAAACACUAUUUUUUCUGAUUAAGUCAUUUUAUUAAUCGAUUGAAAUAAUUUAAAAGUAAGCUUAACUUGUAUUAUUAUAAACAGCUUAUUAUGUUUAUAGGAAAUUAGUAUAUAUGGUUAUCUUUGGUGAAAAAUGUCUUUCAAAUAUUGUUAAUUUUCUAAUAACAUCUGGUAUAUAUGAUUUUGUUCAGACAUGAUGAUGGUUAUUUAUUCCAUAGACAUAAAAUAUGAUGCAAAAGCAAUGUAUGUUGAUGAAAUAAAAAAGAAGAAUCA